Punica granatum (pomegranate) is the source of this 1195-nucleotide messenger RNA. Lineage: Eukaryota; Viridiplantae; Streptophyta; Magnoliopsida; Myrtales; Lythraceae. The record is from RefSeq and is a predicted model, not a curated record.
AUGAGACACACGAGAGAUCCAACUCCAAGCAGUAAGAUUCCCGAUAAAAAUUCUCGACAAAACACCGCCAAAAACUUAGCAGAAACAAAGGAAAAAAAAAAGGCAAAAACAAAAAUGGAUAAAUUUUAGAUUUUUGCUUGCCUGUUAUUGAAUCCAACCAGAGAGAUUAUAAAGGGACGUGGCUUCACCUCUGCUACUGCUAGAGGAAAUUGAAGCAUUCUGGAGCUUUUUGCACAUUGCAAAUCCCUCCAUCUUAAAUAUAACAAUGGCUGCUCCUCUAGGCCUCUUCUCCGUCUUUGCCUUCGCUUUGCUGCUCGCCACCGCCUCCGCCUCCUACCCCUAUGCCAGAGAAGUGUUCAGUUACUCGGGUGCCAAGGGACCGAGCCACUGGGGGCAUCUGAGUUCGAACUACUCGGCAUGCUCUAAUGGCAAGAUCCAGUCCCCCAUCAACGUCGUUAAGAACCAGACGGUCCUGAACAAGGGCCUCACGCCCCUGACCCAGGAUUACCAUCCCGCCAAUGCCACCCUCGGCAACAACGGCGUCACUGUUGCAAUAAAUUUCGAGGAAGAGGUUGGAGCGUUGAUGGUAGGAAACAAGAAGUACAGCUUGAAGCAGAUUCAUUGGCACACUCCCUCCGAGCACUACCUCGAUGGAGUCCAUCAUGCCGCUGAGAUGCAUGUUCUCCACAAGGCCAAUGAUGGAAGCAUAGCCGUAGCUGCUGUCCUCUACCAUUACGGCAAACCCGACCCCUUCCUCCAGAAGAUCAACAAGCGGUUGGUUCAGCUGGGGCAGGAGACCUCUGGCUUGGAUAAGGAAUCUCGAAUUGCAUUGGGACUCUUCACCCCGAAGGGCAUCAUCAGGAGCACCAGCAAGUACUACCGAUACAUCGGCUCCACCACUACCCCUCCUUGCAUCGAGAAGGUCGUCUGGAACAUCCUCGGCGAGGUGAGGACGAUCUCGAAGGAGCAGGUCCAGGCUCUGAGGGCUCCGCUGUACAGCGACUGCAAGAGCAACUGCAGACCGGUGCAGCCCCUUAACGGGAGAAAGAUUGAGCUGUACGACAACCUCAGCCACUAGAAACUCUGUAAUUAUGUAUUCUCAUGUUUAUGAUCAUUGAACAUGACUGUGCGCGCGAUGUGCAGCUAAUUGUUGGAGUCGAGUGUUCUACUAAAUAAAUAUGGUUUAUGUAUAUUA